Pocillopora meandrina is the source of this 13958-nucleotide messenger RNA. The record is from the annotation of a GenBank genome assembly. Lineage: Eukaryota; Metazoa; Cnidaria; Anthozoa; Scleractinia; Pocilloporidae.
AUGAUAAUCAAUUUAUUUUUCAGUUAUGGAGUGGUCUUUGUUAGGAGUGAUAUUCGCUCAGCUGCACAUUCUUCCGAUGGAAAAGAUUCUGACUUUGAAAGUCACCAUUCAGUCCGAGUUAAAAGGACUUUACCAGAGGACAUCAUAGAGCAAAAUGGAAUACAACCGAACAACGGUUAGUUGGUUGGUCUGUGUUGGAAUUAAUUUUUUUAACAGCAUUAUUUUUCUCGCCCACACCUUAAACUAACAGGUUUACUUCUUAAAAUGCGUAUAUUUAGAGUCAGAAGAACCCAUGCAUGAUGCAGUGACCAAUGCUACCCAGGCUGAUGCAGGUAUUUUUUUAUGCAUUUCUCAUAUCAUUUGUCAGUUAUCAGAGAUUUCUAUGGUUUAACGUUUGUGUAACUGGAUGUAACUGACACAAUAUGACACAAAGUAAUAUGCUGUGACUAAACUUGUUCAUUAAGCUGUGCAGAUAGGAUCUCGUUAUGUUGUUUGUAUCAGUCCAUUGUACUUGAAAAAGUCGAGGACAGUUGUUAGGUGAAUGAAUAGACAAACAAGUUUAAAAAAAGUACAAAAAAGGAAGAAACGAAGAAUGAAGAAACGAAGAAUGAAGAAACGAAAAAGGGAAUCCCAAAAGUAAGAAUAAAAGAAAGCCUCAGCUUAUAGUUGGCAGUUUGAGAUAAACGUGAAAUGCGUUAAAAGUUACUAAGAGGGAGUAAUGUCAAUUAUAUUCCUUUCGAGAUACGGUGAAGUAUUUUUUAAGGGAACCCUACAGCAGGGCUCCUCAUUUGUUUGACGAAGUUUACACUUGACACUUCAUAUUUAACUUUCUUUUAGCUUCUAGCAAGCGGUUUACAGUAAACACUCGCUUUGGAAGACUGCGUCUUAGAGGUAAGCAACUCACCUUAGGCGUUUUGAAAGCUGGAAAACUUUGAACGGGGCCAAAAUGGCUACAAAAUAUGUGCUUUUAGGGUUAUAGUUUGGAAAAAGUGUCGUGACUGUUUUUUCUUUUUUGGAGUUGCGUGACUGAUAACCUCGUUUUGAAAUUGUGAGCCUCGGUUCCAGUUACGUACCUGGUAAAAAUACGUAUCGGAGACGUUUUUUGAGAGAGCAGAGAUUUUGAGUUGUGUUUUCCUAGUGAUUUGAGGUUUCACUUUGUGAGGAUUAAACCUUUAAUUCAAAAACUAAAGUGAGUUAUUUGGUGUCUCUGGAAACGGAAAUUUGGUUCCCACAAAAGUGUUCAGCACAUUUCUAAUGAGGAUUAUUAUGUCUUGUAGGCCUUGGACGUAAGCCCAGACUGUCCCACAUCUGCUUCAGUAAACGUGAGUUAAAUAUUUAAAUCUCGUCUCUAACCUGACGUCAGGCAUAGCUGACAAAGGCAUAGCUGAGUGCUCACACUUGAUUCCCACCCCAGUUCCUCAAAGAAUUGGAACUAUUUUUAAGAUGUUGAAACAUAUGUGGCGUAAGACUGCAAAACAGUUCAUAAAUCUUAAUUUUCGUAGAAACACGUGCAGUACUCAACCGACUUUGAGCGUUCAAAAGGUCGAAAUACCACGCCAUGAUAUUAACACUUUCUUACUUUUUGGUCUGUAGAUUGGAGGCGACACGUGAAUUUAGUGAACGUUUGUCUAACUAUUCGAGGUUAGUUACAAAGUAGACCUGCUGUUGCAAUUAUUUUGUCAAGGUUUAUAUUAUGACAAUGAAAAAGACACGUCCGAUGUAUAUCUUUAGAAAGAAUAUGCUUAUGUGUAAACAAGGCACUAAACAAUCAACUUAUAACUGAAUUAACAUAAUUUAAAUUAAUUCCCACAGCUCGACGAAGACGACGUUUGCGAGGGUUGCGAGGUAGGCCUAUCUUUGGCGAAAAAGUUUUCUGUUAUCACUGUUUACAUAGGUCGUUAGAUCUUGCACAUCGCUCACUAGAACAAGUUCUUUUUGCCUGUGUCAAAACGUAUUAAAUGUGGCCCCUUAUUCCUACAUGGUUCUAUCAGAAAUGUCUAGUAUCAUUUGACUGACAACAUUGUAUGUGGUUAGUACAUUGUUGAUAGGAAAGAACAUACGAAGCAGAAACCUAAAUGAUACUUAACUUCUAUUCACCGAAAGCCGUAAAGCGCGAAACGAUAGCCACCGUCACUUAGAUGAAUAAUUGUUUUGAUAUACACCAAAAUAGUGAGAUAAUAAGCACAUAGAGCUGAUUUUAAUUCAUUUAUUCUUGCAACGACCACGAUGUUUUCGGGCGCAAAUCCUGCGCGAGUUGCUCGCGGAGGGGAAUUGCAAAGGACAUUCGGAGUUUGAGUGGCCAGUGAGAGCGCGCCUUUAACGCUAUCCGCUGUUUUAGUAUAUACUGAAUUCAUUAUUCUUUGACUUCGUAUCCAGGAUGGCGCCGAAAAAAAAUUCUUUUCAAAGGUCGUUACCGUAUAGUGCGACGAUGGAAGAGACUUUGGAGAGUUCGAAUUGGAAAGCGCUGGUUCCGAGUUCGUCGAACAGGCAGAUAUCAAAUUUAUGUUAUCAACAGGUGGUCGACAUUGAUACGACGUCGUGGUCGGUGGUACGUCAAAUACAAAGGUGUCUUUCACACUAUUAUUCGGCAAGGUAUGCGUUGGUACAUUAGGUAUCGUCGGAAACUUUACCGUCUCCGAAGAAAACCGACUACUUGGCGAAUACGUUUUGGCCGAAGAUGGUGCCGCCUGAAACGACGUAAAAGAAAGUUUUUUAUGUUGUAUGGAAAGCGGUGGAGACCUAUUCGUUCCCACUUCAAAUGGCGCAUUACUUAUCAUGGUAGACCCAUCACGGUCAAGAGGAAAGGAAAUCGUUUCCAACCGAGGUAUGGCGGUCGAAAGCUCAAGUGGCGUCGUGGAUAUCGGCGUAAGUUUGUCAAAAAAUUUUGAUUAGAAGAAAUAGAGUAACUUACAAAAAAUUAUUAUGUGAUCCUCAAAAGUGGCACCUUGUAAUCGUUACAUCUAUCUUUGUAUAUAUCUAUGUAUCUAUCUAUCAUCUUUCUAUCUAUGUAUCUAUUUAUCUAUCCAUCUAUCUGUCUGUCUGUCUGUCUAUUGGUCUACCUACCUACCUAUCUAUAUAUCUAUCUAUCUAUCUGUCUGUCUGUCUAUUGGUCUACCUACCUACUUAUCUAUAUAUCUAUCUAUCUAUCUAUCUGUCUGUCUGUCUAUUGGUCUACCUAUCUAUCUAUCUAUCUAUCUAUCUAUCUGUCUGUCUGUCUGUCUAUUGGUCUACCUACCUACAUCUAUAUAUCUAUAUAUCUAUCUGUCUGUCUGUCUAUUGGUCUACCUACCUACCUAUCUAUACAUCUAUCUAUCUAUCUGUCUGUCUGUCUAUCUAUCUAUCUAUCUGUCUGUCUGUCUGUCUGUCGAUCUAUCUAUUUAUCUAAAAUGGUUGUACUAUUCAGCUGAUUAUACAACUAUUCUUAACUAUUUUCUGUAUGCACUGCUAAUUAAGUUGAAAAUAACUUACAAACCGCACGCAGUCUUCAAAAGAAUUGUUUCUUAACUUUCAUGGGCUUUUUUUCCACAGGAAGACCAGUCCGACGGCGACGAAGAUACAAAGGAAGACGUGAGUGUAACCCUGUGAAGUUAGAGCAUAAGUAGUCUCAUUAUGAUCAAUUUCAACGGUCCAUCGUAAAGUAAUGUUAUGUUAUGUUUUUUUUUUCUAUAACGGAACAAAUGAAUAAUUAAACAUCAGAUUCAUAACUGUAUGUUAUCUCAAAAGUUCGGGUUUGGCGAAACUAUUUCUAACUCCAGCAUACUGUUUUGGAGCCUUAAUUACCUUCCUGGUCAGAAAUCUUUUAUUUUCCUCAGCUGAGUCACGCUAUUCCACGGCGUACCAAAAACGCUCUAGUAAGUGAUUACGUGAAUAAGACUUUCGGCCAAAUUUAGUGAAAAUCGAAAUAUUUCGACUUCAUAACAAGCUGUGCGAUGCUCCUUGGUGACACAACCCACAGCUAUUGGGCAAACACCUCAGUUUAAUUAAAUGAAUUCUUCUUAUUAUUCAAAAUUGUUUUUCUAAAACGUGAAGGUGGGAGACGAAACCGCAGGAGAAACCGAAGGAGAAGAUACCGAAGGAAACGAAGGCGAAGGAGACGAAGAAACAGGAGGAGAAGACGACGGCAAAGGCGAAGAAGAAGACGUAAGAUUAACAAAUAGGUUCAGUGUUAUCAUGCGUCUGUUCAAUAUAUAGUAAGAACGAAAAAGUUGCACAUGUGGCGCAGCCAUGUGUGUCGUGUGUCGAUCAAUUCCAAGUGUCAACAUCCCCCCUUCCCCUUAUUAAACAAUAAAACACGUCUAUUCCGCUGUAAAAAGACUUGACAGUUUCAGUUGAAAUUCCUUACACCGCUCAGACAAUGUUCAAACUCCUCAACCCCCCAACGGUUUAUAGUCAAAUGCCCGUGGGUUGCCUAGGGGAGAUGAAGCUUCGAAAUGAUCGGUGCAUUAUCACUGAUGGUCUUAAGUAAAAGACCCAUUUAUAAAGAGAACCUGAUUUCUAUUUAUUAAAACCACGGUCCCAGUUAGCCUUUGUUUACUGAAAUUUCCUUGGUGUUUAGGAAGGAAGCGUAAAAACUCUCUCGUAGGAAAUAAAAGAUACCUUUUUUCCAAAUAUGAUGCAACACAUUCAUAAGAAAAUAGGAGCAGGGAUGGCGCAGUGGUGAAAGUGCUCACGUCCCACCACUGUGGCCUGGUGUCAGAUGUCGGUUAAGUUUUUCGCUGUUCCGAAAGUUUUUCUCCAGGUCCUCCGGUUUUCCUCCCUCCAUAAAAACCAACAUUCUAUAUUCCAAUUCAUCUUGGAAACCGUGGACAAGAAGAGCCAACUCCUGGAUUGCCCACUGCUAAAUCCCAUUAAUUUGUAAUUUUUUUUUUUUAAAUAAAAUUACAUCUUUCCUAAAACUCUUUCUCGUCGUCUUGUAGGUCGACGACGACGCCGAAGACGAAGGCGGAGAAGGAGACGAAGAAGGAGACGUUAUAAAGGUAAGUUAACCUGUGUAGCUGUGACGAACAAAAGACUUGGUUUUCCAUCACCUUAAAGAGGGUGUCAAUGGAGUGAUGGUCUUUGCGACCGACGGUUAAUUUUACGACUGACAAUCAAUUUCUUCCGUUGCGAUUAUGUGUAAAAAUUUUUACAGCAAACUUUUUUUUUCACUCGACAUAUGGUUCAAAUUUGUCAAUUUUCGACACCUAAAAACUGGUUAACCCCAUUAACCUCGAAGAGAACCUGUCUGGCUGAUAAUUUUUUUCAAAUCAAGACAUGUAUUUACCGCGAACUUUCCUAUGAACCCCCUUCCUAAUGAGCAGUUUUCUCUAAUAAUAUCUCGUUUAAUGAGCUCCCGUCCUCUUGAAAUUGUUUUCUUCUUUUAUACUUGCAUUAGAAUGCCUUGAUUAGUCUCCGUUUUGAUUUUUUGGGGUUUUCAAACUAAUGUACACGGCGGUCAAUAAAGCCGGCGGACAAAAAGAAGAAAAGUAAGGACUCGUACAUUGGCUCUUAUUAGUGAGAUUUUAAUGACCUCCUCUCCCCUCUUAAAAGCCUGAAUCCAAUACAUAAAGUCCCUGUCUCCCCCACUCACGGGGACCCAAUGGAGCUAGUUUACGGUAUUCGCUAUACUGUCGUAAAUUUUCGAAGUCAGCAUUAUAUGACAUUAAUUUUUCUCGUGAUCAUUUUUAUUGCUCUCUUUAGGAUUUACUUACGUGAGUGUUAUCAGUCAAGGUUUCGAAGACCGAAAGUACGGUCCUGGGCGUGGUCCUGUGUUGGGUGGUCGUUCUCGCGCUUACAUCAAGGUGAACGGUGUCGAAAAGUCUCUCGGCCGACGUGGUAUUAAUGUUGUGGUUAUUAGCAAGAGAACAGGUGAACUGUUAUAGCGUAUACUAAUAACUGUUGUAUGGUUGUCUGUUUUUCUCGGCCCUUGUAUGUUGCAGUUACUUUAUUUGUUGGUGAUAAUCAGAGCUUUGUAUUUGCUUUCAUUGGCUUCGAAAAAAUAACUACCUGUACAGAGACGUCGAAAUCACUUGAGAAGCCAAACUACUCAAUAAGCAUCAUAACGAGUUGCUCCGACUCUAUUUUCUCUUGAUAAUAACUACGGUUGACUGUGGAAAUAUGACGAAUUUUAUCUUACAGCGUUUACGUGAAAAAAGUUGUGAAUUGAACUGAAGUUGUUUGGUAGAGGGUUAUAGGAGUGCCUAAGCCGUCAUGACUUCACCCAAUAGCUUACUGUUAAUUCAUCUGUCAAAUGUUUUAGUCUCUCUCAGCCUCUAGGCUUUGGAAAACUUUCUUUGAUUUGAUAAAGUAUUCGUUGAAUAUUAUCAAUUAAAUGAAAAAGGAACUGACACUCAGCACCAUGUGAUGAUUUGUUAUAUACGCUUUUACUUCAUUAGGUCGCACCUUGCGGAGAGUUUCCUUUGACACUCAUGGAAGUGUUAACCACGCUAAACGUUUUUACAGCUAUAUCAAAAAGAUCCCAUAUGGGUAAGUAAAACCUUCCAUAUAUUGUUACGAAACAAAAUAAAUCAAUAUUUAUAUUGCAAUAUUAUGUUUGUAAAGCCCUUCUACAGUCCACUGCCCCCGUCCCCCUCCCCCACUUCCCCGCUGCUUGUAGUCUUGUGCGAGGUGCUGGCAUAUAUAUAAAGUAAAUCAUAGGAAUCAUUAUGAAGAGGUCCCAGAUAGCUGAGCUGAUUCCAUAUUAUCCUGAUUUUAAUUAAUUUAAUUAAUUUAAUUUUGUAGGAGUGUCGUUGCGGUUUCCGUUCAAGAUGAAGCGUUUAGGUAUGGAAAACGAUACCUCAAUGUCUUGAAGAAAAUUGGCGCAAAAGGGAGAAACUUAAGGUUUGGCUACAGGGGUAGUUACGCCCUCAUAGGGUACAAAGGCCAUCGCCGAUGGUGGAUCAGAGAGGCAAGCCGUCGGAAAAGGAGAGGACCCAGUGCAGUGUAUAUGCGUAUCCCUAAAACGAGAAGUAAGAAAUAUCAUUGGUGCAUUUAUUAGCGAACCGCAAAAUAUUUUUCUCUAAAUUGCAUCUUUUCCCAGACAAUGAGAAAUCUUUACUGUAACACAACAACCGUUCAAACUUCAAGGCCUGGUUAAAGACACCAAUAACAUUAGAGGAAAAUGAGAAACAACUUUUGCAACUUUUUGCAAACUAGCUCAGCACUGAAUCAAUUAACAAUUUGUACAGACUAACAAAUCAUGUAUUUUAGCUACUGAAUUUUGCGAUUUCAAAAUGGAUGUAAUAAAUUGGCAAUUGAACUGAAUGGAGUGCAAUUUCGGCCUGAAAUCAUACUUGUGAUUUCAAAUCAAACUUGCACCGGGCGCUCGUUCGAUUUUAAAACCACUCGUAUGGAGUACCUUCUAUAACAUCACCAUACACAUCUGAAAAGAGUUCAAUCUCGAUUAAUUUCAAUCUGACUUCUGUAAGUGCACGUAUAUCAGUUCCCCCUCUGCAUUAAUCAAGCAUUUUACCUAUUAAACAUGGAUUACUCUUUAUCUCAAAAGGACGAGGAUAUGGAAGGCGAUUUAGAAGACGUAUGUAUCAGUUUUUCUGCCAGUAACGUUGAAAACUUUAAAUUUCACUCUAGCUUAUUAAAGUUAAUUUGGAUGUCAUCAAAAAAAUAGCAAAUACAGAGAAGAUCCCAUAAACAAACUUUACUAUCGUACACUUGUACCUCUGCUUAACGGAUGAUGUAAACACAAAUAGCAUUCACACAUUGUCAUCAAGGGAUAUUUACCAUAGACACAAUUUCAAUAUUGGAUUCACUGCUACUGUCCACAAAAAAUGUUCUUCGCCAUCUGGUUUCAGCCAUAGCUAGUGCCAACCUCCUCUCUUCUCUGGCACGGAUCGUCUUUAUCUCAGAUACCUCAAAGAUGACACUAAAAAAUUUCUUCUACCAGUGGAGAUUUAGUCUCCUUUGGUAUUUACGGUUUAAAGGUCAUUAAAACAUUAAUUUUGUGAUUUUAGCACGAAGAGUUAUCAAAUACCAUGGACGGCGCUGUGUGGUUAGGAGAAGAAGGAGAUAUGUUGUUCGCUUGGGCCGAAAGAAGAAGAUCAUUCGACGAUUUUUAAGUAAAAUAAGAAUCAAGUUGUUACGAAAAUACAGGAAGAUAAAGCGCAUCGGUGGCCGUUGGAGGGUGCGUAUAAAGCGACGUUGGUGUGGGCUGCGAAAACGCGGUAAAGGCUGGUUUUAUCGUUGGCGGAGACGUUGGAAGAAAAUAAGACGCGUUAGACUGACUUGUCGUAUAAGAGGUCGACGACGCAGGGUUCGACGCCGACGAAGGAAGUGGCUUGUUCGAGUCAAAAGACGCUGGAGACGUUGCAAGCGUCGUGUCACGAGAUACAUCAGGUAUCGAAAGAAGAGAGUCAUCGUGCGGAGAGGUAGAGGAGGGUACCGUGUACAACUGAGAAACGGCAAAUAUGGAAAAACAAGGAGGUUCAGAACUAUUUACCGCCGUAAGUAUUGAAUUGAGAAAGACCGGAAUUUAUGGUGAAGGGGAGGGGUAAAUAGUGACGCUAUUGAAGGUUGCAAAGAAUGCUUGCACAUAAUUUGCUUAUGUGCCUCACCUGAGUGAUGUUUUGUAAGUGCACGUUGCAAGCUAGCAUAUAAUUCAUUAUCUCUUGUUCUUUAAUACAGGCAAACGACGCUAUCCGAUCAGACGAAUACCACGAAGUAGGUUUUGUAAAAUUUGCCUUUUUCAUUUGAUGUUGUUCUGACUGGCAAAGCCCCGAAAUAUCCUCUCGUUCGCGAAAACACCGUCUUUCUCAAAGGAAUAGCAUUCUCAUCAGUUAUGCUAUGUCAUAAAUUUCUUCAUCAAGAGCGCUUAAUUCCAUUAAGAGAGGAGUGAAUCUAUAGGAAAAUUUUCUUUUAGUAAAAAGGCUAUUCCGAUUUUAAAAAGCUAUCUAUCUUUCCAGCUGCGGACAAGAUUCGCUAACUAUAAGGAUGUUAGAAAAGCGUGAUAUUUUCAAAAAUGUAUAAUCGAGGCCUUUUUCGUUUUGUUUUACAGAAAGAUUAUCUAUUUCUGUUGAAAGUCAAGGCUUUGUUGAUAAAAAAAGGGGACGCACAUUGUACGGACGCUCGCGGGCCUACAUCAGAGUCAAUGGAAGAGAUUACUCUCUACACAGGCGUGGUUUUAAUGUCGUUGUUAUCAACUACAAAACUGGUGAGGACGUGUAUUUUUACAAUUAUGAAGAAUACUUUAAGUCCAAUAGUGAUAGUUAUGAUUAUGGCAUGUGAGCGCGAAGGGCCAAACUGUGGGCAGUGCCUAGCAACAAGUAGCUUUAGCGAAAAAAAACCAAAGUUGGCCAAAAACUGCAUAUAUUUUAACCGCCAUGGCCCCGCGUGCAUUUCACUUCAAAAUCACAGUGUGAGCGCCGUUUGCGAUGGCGUGAGCCGGGCUUAACAUUCCCGUGCGGCCCCCCGAGCUUUGAGCUUCGAGCAGAAAGAAUUCUUAUUGAUUGAGUAACGUCGGGCCGAACGGGUAAAUGAUAUGCAAUACCUUUAUCAACGCCCCCUAAUUCUUACUUACAUCUGUAGUAAUUCAUUGCUACAGUUGAUAGUCGCACGGGAAAAUGCCAUAAUAGAAAUGAUCGCUAAACAGAAAUAGUUUGCAGUACAGGCGUUAUAUUUAGGAGCAUAAUUAAGGAUAACAAAUAAACAAUGGGCAGAGUUGUCAAAUCUAAUUUCGAUAAUAGUGGAUAGGAUGACGGCUCUUUAUUCUCGUGUAUCAACCUCCGUCACCUAGAGAAAUUUCCAGUUCUCCCCAAUCUUCCAAUGUUUUGAGGAUCCGAGAAGGCAGCUACUCAGUUUCCACAGAGCUACCAAGCGUUUUCCUGAAAAUAAAGAUACAAAGCGCCUUAAUCUGGGCUUAGAAAAAACCAAUUGCGGAACUCAUGCAUUACUGAUAAUUUUAUCAUUAUAUUGCAAAGGACGUAUCGAGGCAAGGCGAUCUUUUGACACUCAUGGCAGCAGGAAAGCAGCAAGGAGAUUCAAGAGCUUUAUUUACAGAAUCAGGCGUGGGUAAGUUCAUUUUAACCUCUGUCCUUAUAUUGUUAUACAUGGAGGCACAAAUUUGCUCAAGGUCAAGGGCACAGGUUUUUCAUACGGAUAGACCGGUAAAAAACUUAUUCAGUUUUUUUUGCUGGUUUGCUUAGCCGCGAAUGGCGAGGAAAACAGUUGCGAACCGUUGUCAAUAUUGUAAAAGCCUGACCGUGAAAAAAGAACGAUUGUGAAAUAAAUUUUCAUGCUUUCAUAAGUUAUGUUCUAUAAUGCUGCAUCGCCGCGGCUUGCAAUAGAACGGAGUAACUGGUGUUUUUGUCUUGUUGUAAGGGCUUUACAUGCGUCCAUAUUUGCAAUAACAUUUUAAAAUUAUGAUUUUAAAAAUUGUGUCUGAUUAUACUGUACGGGGUAAGACGGGUUUGAAUUAGAUACCACGAUCUCAAACAGCUUUUUUGUCAUAAACAGGGUUUGGUUUUUACGGCAGCAUACCCCCUCUACCCCCUCUUAUACUUUCUCUACGUAUUCAACUCCCCCCCCCCUCCCCCUGCUAUCAAUAAUGGUAAAGUUGCGAGCUAAAAAAAGUAUCCCAUAAUACAAUGAUGGCCUCUCAAUGAUUACAGGAGGAUUGUUUUAAUCGCCAUCCAAGAUGAAGCAUAUCGGUUUGGAAGAUAUUACAAGUACGUCUUCAGAAGGCUUCGCAUCAACACACGCGGAAUAAGACUCAGUUACAGAAGUAGUCUUGCCUUGAUCGGUUAUGUGGGUCGGCGUAGACCAUCCUGGCUUAAAUAUAUGAGUCGACCUCAAAGACGAGGCCCAAGUUACGCAAGGAUUCGCAUCAAAACAAGGGGUACAUAAAAUAGAAACUAAAUAAGAAACUAAAUUUUUUUUAUUGCCUCAUUUAAAUGUUGAUUUUUAUGUGGUCUUCACUGAAAGUUAGCAUCUAACUUUUCUCUGUUCUCAUCAUAGGUGGAAGACAAAGACCUAGGAGAUCAGGAAGUAUGUUUAUUAAAAUUUGAUGUUGUGAUUGUUAAAUCUCCUAAAUGUGUCUUUAUUUGCGAAAAUAACGUUUUGAUUACACAAGCACAAAUCAUCUUAAUUGCCUUUUUCAUUUGAUGUUGUUCUGGCCGGCAAAGCCCCGAAAAUAUCCUCUCAUUCGCAAAAACACCAUCUUGCUCAAAGGAAUAAAAUUCUCAUCGGUUUUGCUAUGUCAUAAAUUUCUUCAUCAAGAGCACUUAAUUCCAUUAAGAGAGGAGUGAAUCUAUAGGAAAAUCUUCUUUUAGUAAAAAAGCUAUUCCGAUUUUAAAGGGCUAUCUAUCUUUCCAGCUGCGGACAAGAUUCGCUAACUAUAAGGAUGUUAGAAAAGCGUGAUAUUUUAAAAAAUGUAUAAUUGAGGCCUUUUUCGUUUUAUUUUAUAGGAAGAUUAUCUUUUUCUGUUGAAAGUCAAGGCUUUGUUGAUAAAAAAAGGGGACGCACAUUGUACGGACGCUCGCGGGCCUACAUCAGAGUCAAUGGAAGAGAUUACUCUCUACACAGGCGUGGUUUUAAUGUCGUUGUUGUCAACUACAAAACUGGUGAGGACGUGUAUUUUUACAAAUAUGAAGAAUACUUUAAGUCCAAUAGUGAUAGUUAUGAUGUACAUCGUCCACGUUACAGAUUGGAAGGUUAAUUUCUCUUUACUUUUCAUUUACGGCAUGUGGGCGCGAAGGGCCAUACUGUGGGCAGUGCUUAGCAACAAGUAGCUUUAGCGAAAAAAAACCAAAGUUGGCCAAAAACUGCAUUUAUUUUAACCGCCAUGGCCCCGCGCGCAUUUCACUUCAAAAUCCAAGUGUGAGCGCCGUUUGAAAUGGCGUGAGCCGGGCUUAACAUUCCAGUGUGGUCCCCCGAGCUUUGAGCUUUCUUAUUGAUUGAGUAACGUCGGGCCGAACGGUAAAUGAUAUGUAAUACCUUUAUCAACGCCCCCUAAUUCAUACUUACAUCUGUAGUAAUCCAUUGCUACAAUUGAUAGUCGCACGGGAAAAUGCCAUAAUAGAAGUGAUCGCUAAACAGAAAUAGUUUGCAGUACAGGCGUUAUAUUUAGGAGCAUAAUUAAGGAUAACAAAUAAACAAUGGGCAGAGUUGUCAAAUCUAAUUUCGAUAAUAGUGGAUAGGAUGACGGCUCUUUAGGCCCCGUUCACACGUAUCCGGAUAAAUUUGAAAACGGAUAAAUAUUUAUCCGUUUUCAAAUUUAUCCGCGUCCACACGUUGCCGUUUGUGAAUCGUUUUUGUGUCCACACGUAAACGCAAAAACGAAUUGAAAACGAUGACGUCGCCUACUAAGCAUGCUCUUUAGAGCAAAACAUGUGCCCGCAGUCUCGCGUAUCCUGAGCCUGAACUCUCUUGGCUGUGCUCUUGGGCCUCUCAAACUUAUCAACAGUGUUCGCAUGGCCAGAAAUCCGUGACAGCAUGGCCGCCACGCACGCGCAUCGAUGUCGAACUCGGUCUUAGGUUACAAACGAGUCGCAAAAUCACUACAAGGAAAACAGUGCACUUUCAGCUCAUUAGUACCGAAACUAGAGCUUGUUUAUUCGCCAUGUUUUCAUUAAUGGUCGAUCGGCCGAGAGCACGCGUUGGACUAGGUUUUAAUUGUUACGUCAUCGUUUUCAAAUCGUUUUCAAAUUUAUCCGGAUAAGGCGUCCACACGGAGACGCUUAGUCAGUGUUUUCAAAUUUAUUCACUCUGGAGAGCGUUUUCAAAUUUAUCCGUUUCCGGUGUGUGAAAACACCGUUUACGUGUGGACGGAACCCGUAACCGUAUAGAUAUUUAUCCGUUUUCAAAUUUAUCCGGAUACGUAUGGACGGGGCCUUAAUCUCGUGUAUCAACCACCGUCACAUAGAGAAAUUUUCCGUUCUCCCCAAUCUUCCGAUGUUUUUCGGACCCGAGAAGGCAGCUACUCAGUUUCCACAGAGGUACCAAGCGUUUUCCUGAAAGUAAAGAUACAAAGCGCCUUAAUCUGGGCUUAGAAAAAAUCAAUUGCGGAAUUCAUACAUUAUUGAUAAUUUUGUCAUUAUAUUCUAAAGGACGUAUCGAGGCAAGGCGAUCUUUUGACACUCAUGGCAGCAGGAAAGCAGCAAGGAGAUUCAAGAGCUUUAUUUACAGAAUCAGGCGUGGGUAAGUUCAUUUUAACCUCUGUCCUUAUAUUGUUAUACAUGGAGGCACAAAUUUGCUCAAGGUCAAGGGUACAGGUUUUUCAUACGGAUAGACCGGUAAAUAACUUAUUCAGUUUUUUUGCUGGUUUGCUUAGCCGCGAAUGGCGAGGAAAAAAAUUGCGGACCGUUGUCAAUAUUGUAAAAAGCCUGACCGUGAGAAAAGAACGAUUGUGAAAUUAAUUUUCCUACUUUCAUAAUUUAUGUUCUUUAAUGUUGCAUCGCCGCGGCUUGCAAUAGAACGGAGUAACUGGUGUUUUAGUCUUGUUGUAAGGGCUUUACAUGCGUCCAUAUUUGCAGUAACAUUUUAAAUUAUGAUUUUAAAUAUUGUGUCUGAUUAUACUGUACGGGGUAAGACGGGUUUGAAUUAGACACCACGAUCUCAAACAGCUUUUUUGUCAUAAACAGGGUUUGGUUUUUACGGCAGCAUACCCCCUCUACCCCCUCUUAUACUUUCUCUACGUAUUCAACUCCCCCCCUCCCCCCGCUAUCAAUAAUGGUAAUGUUGCGAGCUUAAAAAAAGUAUCCCAUAAUACAAUGAUGGCCUCUUUAAAUGAUUACAGGAGGAUUGUUUUAAUCGCCAUCCAAGAUGAAGCAUAUCGGUUUGGAAGAUAUUACAAGUACGUCUUCGGAAGGCUUCACAUCAACACACGCAGAAUAAGACUCAGUUACAGAAGUAGUCUUGCCUUGAUCGGUUAUGUGGGUCGGCGUAGACCAUCCUGGCUUAGAUAUAUGAGUCGACCUCAAAGACGAGGCCCAAGUUACGCAAGGAUUCGCAUCAGAACAAGGGGUACAUAA